This is a messenger RNA of Porites lobata, 3074 nucleotides long. Lineage: Eukaryota; Metazoa; Cnidaria; Anthozoa; Scleractinia; Poritidae. The record is from the annotation of a GenBank genome assembly.
AAAAUUCGUAAACAGGAACAGGAACCGGAACAGGACAUUCGCCAGCAUUGUGUUUAAAUUCUCUAGCUCUUGUUUCUUUCUGGUGAUAUCUUUAUUACUCAGUCGUUCUUCACUCUCGUGCCAGUUAAAGGCCGCCUUAACUGUGAGAGAAAAUAUUUCCAAGUUCCAGAGAUUUGAAAAACGCCGGACUGGAUCUGCCGAGAUGAAAGUGCUUUCAGUAGUUCUACCUCUCUUUCUUGCGAUUUCGUGCGUGUCUGGUAAGCAAUUAUUUAAAUACAACUGUAGGUUUUCGUUUCAAAUGCGAAACUAGGGUAAAGAAGUUAGCAAAAAUAGUCAUGUGGCAAAUUUGGUUUAAUCGAGCAAGUAGCAAAAUAAAUUUCCGAGAUCUGAAAGAUUCAGGGCAUUUUUAUAAGCGAUUAUUUAAUGUCUAAAUAUAUGUAGUGCACGGUAUUAAAGUAAACUCUGCCUCAGUGGUGUUCUCAAUUUCAGUUUUUUUUUGUGCGUUCUCUCCAGUUAAGAAAAAGCUAAGAAGGUAGGUCCAAAAGAAAUUGUGCCUUUUGGAGCAUUCGUUAGGAAAGCAUAAUGCCAAAUGUUGGUUUCAACAGCUAUAAGUUUGCGGAACCCUCAGAGGCAUGCACCUAAGAUACAAAAAGGGACUGAGCAGAUGAUUUGAGCGUUAGGCUGUGUUAGCGGAUUCAGCGGAUUCGUGUCGUUUAGCGAUGGCAGAGUACAUUGUACCUCUUACGUGAGGCCUGUUUAUCCUCGUUUUCUUAUUUUGCUGAAGAGCUGACUUUUCUGUUGUUUUGAAAUAUUUUUGGCUUUAACCGAUAGCCGUGAGCAAGAUCAAUCUUGAUCUGUGCGAACUACAAGCUGUUUGGCUGUUCAGAGAGUUUCUCGUUCAAACGACGUAAUGCUCGGAUUAAAUCACCUUGUACCCAACAUGUAUGAUUCAAAUUAAAGCAAAUAGAACAAAUUAUCAGGGUUUUUACGAUUUCCAUGCGUGUUACUGAAACAGCUUUUGAAAGCUCUAACUCAAAAAAAAAAUUGUUUAUCGCUGUGAUUCUUGCAUGAAAUUUUCGGACUUUAUAGGAAAGAAAAGUGCAAAUUUCUUUCUUCUUUACCUUCCUUAUUUUUAAGCAGUGGAAAGUUUAAAAAAUAUUUCAAACUGCGAAAAAAUAGAUCAAUUAUCAAUAAUUCUCAAAAAAAGUUUGUUAAUUAAAAAGAAUUUCGUCAAAUCGUUUUGCUUUGUACACCAGAUCUGAGAUCCGUCGACAAAACUCUCUUAGAGUUUCAGUUUCUUUCUUCUUUGCGCGAAAUGUUGCAUUCUAUAAAAAUUCAACAACCUCUUUUGUUUCAAAAUAGUUGGUCCAUUUAGAUAGGCAACUCUAUGCGCCUUAAGGUACGUACAGUGAAUCCUGUAUUAAGCGGACACCGUAUUAAGCGGACACCCUCUAUUAAGCGGACAGUAGCCGAAGUCCCAAAAUUUAUUUUCCUUAUCUACUUUAAAUGAAACCCUCAUUAAGCGGACACCUUUAUUAAGCGGACGCGGACACCUAAAAAGUACCUGAAAUGGUCAUUUCGUUGGCAACCUGUAUUAAACGGACACUUGUAAUUAAAUUCCACCCUCCAACAUGCCAGACACUGGAAAUACGAAAGAUUGCCUCGAAUUGCCACCCACAAAUUUUUCGAUUUUUACAUUUAAAAACUUGACUUGACGAACUUAUUUGAUUAGUUUCAUCGUACUGUAUUGUUGUCUAUUAUGUUUUGUUUGUAUAGAGCUUGUUUCACUCAUCUUAUUUCUUCAAAUUUGAAUUGCAAUCUUUGUUCAUGGUACUAUGAUCAAUUGGUUCACUUUGAUAAAGAAAUUAAUAUCGUCAUAGUCUCUGGGAGCAUUGUAAACGUUUCCACACUUCAUUUGAAUGGCAUUUGACACCUCGUAUGACGUUAUCUAUCGAAACCUGUAUUAGGCGGACACCCUGUAUUAAGUGGACACUACAGCAUUCCCCGCUUAAUACAGGUUUCACUGUACUCUACUUAGUACAUUUGACCAUAUGCCUAUGUUAAAAUGCGCUAUAGAAGUAUUAAUUACGUGUAAAACACGAGCUAUGAAGAAAACUGUUGUGGUUCACUUUAUCCUCGGUUAAUUUUGUUUCUUCUUUUCAUGUCAUAUAUACUGGCGUAAACAAAAAGAAAGGAAAACACAAUUUGAGGCAAGGAUAAAGUUGAGCGAAAGAAUAUACGAGAACUCCAAUAUGGGUCUGUCACGACCCCUUACAUUUUUGUGACAACGGAUUUCGCUACCUUUGCGUGUUCCAAGAAAAAUAAUUUAAACAACUGGUAAUUUAAAAAAAAUUGUUUCGCUACAUUUUCUGAACCAUUAAUGAACUUUGGUUUUGUCUUUUCGCACGUUUCUAGGUUACCAUUGUCCCAGGGGCUGGAUGCAGUUUAAAAGCUACUGUUACUUUGUGAGCAGCUCCAUCAAGACUUGGCACCAGGCCCAAGCGUACUGCAAAGGACGGGGAGGAGAACUGGUGAAGAUAAACAGCGACGAAGAAAACGAGUUUGUGUUGAAGCUGGUUCACAAACACGCACCCUCAGUGAAGCAGGUUUGGAUUGGACUGAUGUGGAACGCACGGGUGAGAAGUUUCAUCUGGUCUGAUCUCUCCAUUCCUAAAUACAGGAACUGGGCUCCUCGUGAGCCGAAUGGAAAAGCACGGGAACCGUGUGGAAACAUGUGGACUGGGAACACUACUUUUCUGCCUGAACAUGCUCCUGGUUAUUGGAAUGACCGUCCUUGUCAAACGUUAGUCCACUAUCCCUGUGGCCUGGUGUGCAAAAGCCUUGCCGAACCAGACGAGGCAAGCUCACCCCUGACACCAGCGAACGUUGAUGCAAUAUAAGUAUGUGAUUCUGAGUUCGUUACUGCAAUUUUCGUAUAUGCUUCACUUUCAAGAGAAAUAGAAUAAGACGUUUGGAUUUUUUUGCAUUUCUUCUAUUGUUUUCACUAUUUGAUGCUGAUAUUUUGUGUAAACAAUGUUUUGUUCUUUUCGUUGUGGUACAUUUCAUAGAUUUAC